This is a messenger RNA of Acaulospora morrowiae, 501 nucleotides long. The record is from the annotation of a GenBank genome assembly. Lineage: Eukaryota; Fungi; Glomeromycota; Glomeromycetes; Diversisporales; Acaulosporaceae.
AUGGCACCGGCAACGUUUAAAAUCACCACACCUCUUCCAAACUCCAUCACCCGUCGUUUCACAACUCCCAAUUCAACACCCUCAUGGUCCGAAUUAGAAACAAAAAUCAGAUCCCUUUUUCAAAUAGAACCCCAUGCCUCUAUCGGCCUCGCUUAUACCGACGAAGAGGGUGACGUUAUCACCUUCUCUUCCGAUGCCGAACUUCAGGAAAUCUACGAGGCCAUACGACUGCAAGCUGAGCGAGACGAAGAAAGCCGAGGUCAGUUGAGAAAGUUGCAAGAAACUUUUGACGUUAAGAAUGAGACGUUCAGUAAUCAAUCAGGCGACGGCAACACGGAGUCGAAGAAUGACAACAAUGAAAAUUUCGCGAGUACUCAGACGGUGAUUAAUAGCGGGAACGAAAUAAUUAUGAAAUUUGGACUAUUGGUUAUGCGCCAAACCAAUGCUGAAAGAGAUGAAAGCGUUGAAGAUGAGGAAACCCAAAGAUGCAUUCAGCAGUAA